AUGGCUACUAGCACCAAGCUUGCAGCUCUUAGCUUUCUUGUCCUUGUGAGCAUUGGGUUCGCCAAUGCCGCAAGGAUGCUCGCUAGUUCCUCCAGUGCUUCAGGUGGAGGGGGAGGCGGAGGUGGCGGGGGAGGCGGUGCAUCCGGUGGGAGUGGAUAUGGUUCAGGUUCUGGGUCAGGUGGAGGCUUAGGAUAUAGUGAGAGCGGCGGAGAUUGGGGUAAGAAGUGGAACUUCGCCAAGGGAUUUGGUGGUGGAGGAGGAGCUGGUGGUGGCGGAGGAUCAAUGGGUGGAUCCGGGUCUGGUUCCGGAUCCGGCUUCGGUACUGGCAGCUCUGCGACUGGCUCCGCAUCGGCCCCUAGCAGCAAUGGUUAUGCUAGUGCUGAUGGUAAGGGUGGAGGCGGCGGCGGAGGUGGCGGUGCAAACGGAUCUAGCGGAACUGGAGCCGGAGAUGGCCUUGGCAAGGGAUAUGGUGAGAGUGGCGUUUCAAAGGCACCGGCUCCAGCUGCCGGUGGCGAUGGUACCAGCUACUCUGAUGCUGGCGGUAGUGGUAAUGGUGGCGGCGGUGGUAACAACGGAAAUGGAGGUGGUGCCGGCGCUGGCGCUGGACAGGCCGGUAGCGACGACACUUCUGGAGGCUUUGCGAAUGGAGGAGGAAGCGGCAAUGGUGGUGGCGCAACUGGAGGUGUCGCUGAAGGUCCAAGUGUUGGAGUUGGAUCUGGUGCUGGGUCUGGCGCCGGCCAGACCGGUAGCACUGGCUCUUAUGGCGAGGGAUACGCCACGGGAAUGGGCGGCGGCAUGGGUGGCGGCACUGGUGAGAGCCAAAACGGCGGAUCUGGCAGUGGUGGAGGUAGUGGGUCCGGAUCAGGUAGUGGAGGAUACCACUAA
Molecule: messenger RNA, 885 nt
Organism: Triticum turgidum subsp. durum (durum wheat)
Lineage: Eukaryota; Viridiplantae; Streptophyta; Magnoliopsida; Poales; Poaceae
Source: the annotation of a GenBank genome assembly